AUAUAGUUUUAAUGCAGUCGACAGAACAUACACUCUAGGCCUGCUUUCUUUUUUGUUGCGGCUUUGUAAACAAUUAAAACAGAGCUCUACCCAAACUGCCGAACGUGUGUGAGUUCGAGAAUGAGGCUAAGAAUUUAAAUGAUGGUUUUACUAGAAUCAUAUGGGACCUAGACAAUGACAUUCCCCAGUUUAAGGCAACUUCGACUGAUUGAAUGUUUGAAACUUUAUCAUAUCUCAGCAUGACAGAAGUCGUCGUGGAAAACUUUAUCGGUGGGGAGUUUGUCAAAUGCGAUCGUCUGCUGGACAGUUUCGAUCCGUCAACGGGAGAAGUGUGGGCAAAGAUACCUGACAGUGGCAGUGGUGAAGUGGACGAUGCUAUCCGUGCGGCGAAGGAUGCAUUUCCAGGAUGGUCAGGAACGCCUCUCAAGCAAAGAUCAGCUAUAAUGAUGAAGGUCGCCGACAUCCUCGAGUCCAAGCUGGAUGAGUUUGCGGAGCUGGAGUCACGUGACCAGGGUAAGCCCGUCUGGUUGGCUAGAGCUGUUGACAUCCCACGGGCCAUCCUCAACAUGAGGUUUUUCGCAACGUCCAUGCUUCAUGAACUCAAUAGCUCUAGUAUUCUGGAGCCGGUAGGAGCCCUCAAUUACACCAUGCGUUACCCAGUGGGUGUGGCUGGCCUCAUCACCCCGUGGAACCUCCCCCUCUAUCUCCUCACCUUCAAGGUUGCUCCAGCGAUAGCAGCCGGCAACACCGUCGUGGUGAAGCCCAGCGAGAUGACCUCUGUGUCAGCCUGGGCAUUAUGCAAGGUCUUCAAAGAUGCAGGUGUGCCUUCAGGUGUGGUGAACAUCGUGUUUGGGCGUGGCCAGAGCGCUGGGGAAGCUCUGGUCAAACACCCGGAUGUGCCCCUCAUCUCCUUUACGGGCGGGACUGUCACUGCAGAGAAACUACGACUGGCAGCUGCCCCGUUCUGCAAGAAAAUGUCACUAGAGUUAGGAGGUAAAAACGCAGCGGUUAUUUUCAAAGAUGCAGAUUUGGAUCAGUGCAUUCCUACUACAAUCAAGUCAUCUUUCAUCAACCAGGGGGAAGUUUGCCUCUGUACAAGUCGUAUAUUUGUCCAGCAGGAGAUUUACAAGACAUUCGUUGAAAAGUUUGUGACAGCUGCUAGGGCCAUCAAAGUGGGGGAUCCCAGGAAAGCUGAGUCAUGGAUGGGUGCCCUAAUCAGCAAAGAUCACCUGGCUAAGGUCAAAGGUUAUGUGGAGGUAGCCAGAGCGGAAGGAGCCACCAUUUUGUGUGGAGACGGUGUAGAAGAAUUAGAACUGGAGGAGAGGAAUCGACAUGGCUAUUUUAUGAGGCCAACAGUCAUAACUGAUGUGAAAGAUGAUUCUCGUUUGAUGAAAGAGGAAAUAUUUGGGCCAGUCACUUGUAUUGUCCCUUUUCAGACGGAGGAAGAGGUCAUUCGACGAGCCAAUGACGUGAAGUACGGUUUGUGUGCCACAGUGUGGACGAAGGACAGUCGCUGUUUACAUCACGUGUCUCAGAAACUACAGGUGGGGACAGUGUGGGCAAAUUGCUGGCUGGUACGAGACCUGAACAUGCCAUUUGGAGGAACAAAAUCUUCAGGGUUAGGACGAGAAGGUGCUAAGGAGUCACUGGAGUUUUACACCGAAGUGAAAACAAUUUGCCUAAAGCUUUAGCAUCAUCCAGCAUACUGUAUAUGUCAGACCUGUCAGUGAAAUCUCACGUGAUUAAGGGGUCAGAUCUUCAAAUGUUCUGCAUAUUCUCCGUAAACAAACAGGCGAUCUGAUUCUCAUUUACUGACAGUCAGAGAACAGACAACAGAUAUGCAGACACAAUCAGGCAUAUAGAACUUCACACAGAAGACAGACAAACAGACAUAUAGAACUUCACACAGAAGACAGACAAACAGACAUGGAACUUCACACAGAAGACAGACAAACAGGCAGACACAUACAGACACAAUCUAACGGACAGAGGGACAGACAGAGAACAGACACCGAAAUAGACAGACACCUAGACACAAUCAGGCAAAUGGAAUAUCACACAGAAGACACACAAACAAACAGACACAAUCCAACAGACAUACUGAUGGACAGACAGGGAACAGACACUGAAAUAAACAGACAUGCAGACACAAUCAGACCUAUAGAACAUCACACAGAAGAAACACAAAUGAACAGACACAUACAGACACAAUCUAACAGACAUAGCGACAGACAGAGAACAGACACUGAAAUAGACAGGUGCAUGCAGACACAAUCUAACAGACCAACGGACAGACAUACAGACACAAUCAGACAUGGACAUAUAGGCCGUCACACAGAGACAGAUAGACAGAUGAACAGACGCAUGUAUAAUCUAACAGAUAUAGACAAGUUGACUGGCAGACAGGUGUAAAGACAGUAAGACAGACCACCUAGUUUUCUUUCAGAUAUUUUACACAAGAAUGGUCAGUGCCAUGACCUGUUCUGAAAUCUUUGCCAUGCUGUCUUUUGUAAUGAGCUUACAGUCCAGUAACCUUCCAGAGCUUGGCAAGGGAGGUAACUUUUCCUGCGUAGAGUAGGUAAAUUGGUCCUAAGCUGUGUGAAGUCCAUUAUCUCUUGUUCAUUCCUCCCGUUGCAAUAAUAUUCUUUUGGUGGCAAAACUGGCAACAUACUUCUGAUUCAUUGCGUAUUCAUUGAGUCGCCAUUGUGCAGGAAAAUUUGUCCUGUGCAUUAUGUAUGGUUAUCUUAAUAUGUUAUAGAACAAACGAUUGAGUGCAUUGUAAGAAUUUUGUUUCCAUGGUAACCAAGAUGUCAUGUUAGAGUUAUAAUAACCUGUGCAAUUUUAGUAGGCUUUCUUGUAGGCCCGAUUAUGAUUUUCAUAUUGUUCAUUAAGGUAUACACGUAUUAGCCUUAUUCACUAAAAUAAAUAAUACUAGUAUUAUAUAAUAAUAAUAAUAAUAAUAAUCAUAUUGCUAGUUUAUUAUUAUUUAGCGCAUUACCUGAUGUCCACAUACAUUUAGGAGGUGACAUGGACUGAAGGUCACAAACCAGAUAUAUGAUACCUUGAAUUUUAAGAAAACCUACGCUUAAUUCUUCAAGUAUCUUCAACAGCCUCUGCAACCAGUAUUUUUAAACAUUCUAAGAGAACUUUGGGGUGUUGAGAAAAAAUUUCUCUUUACAGUUUUAAGAAGCUUGCAUCUUCAUUGAGACAAACUAGUCGUUUUUAGCAUCAUUUUGUAAUAAUUGUUUUCAUAAACUCCUGUGAAAACUGCGUUUGAGUGGUUGCAAAGGUGAUAAUUUACAGUACGUAUGUACAUGUACAUGUUCUAAUCAAUGCAUACAUGUAAGCUGGUAUAAAGUUAUCAUUAGGGUCAUUUAUGCCUGGCCGGCUGUACAUUGGAAGGUCUGUCAGCCACCUGCAGAUGGUCAUGAGUUUCCCCCAGGCUCUGCGGUUUCCUCCCACUGUAAUGCUGGUCGCCGUCGUAUAAGUGGAAUAUUUUUGAGUACGGCAUGAAACACCAAUCAAAUGAAUAAAUAAAUAAAUCAUUUGUGCCUGGAAAUUUUUGUUGGUGCUAGUGCUAAAUGUUACAUUUUGCAUGUUGAUCCAUGGAAAAAAUGGAAAAUGGAAAUUGUGUUAUGUUUAGGUGUGAAGGUGACAAUCUGAUUUGAUGUUUUUCUUUUUGUUGAUAUGCAUUUAUGAUAUAUCGUCUUUUUUUUUUAAACUUUGUUUGGCCACACCAAGUUUAAUUGUUGUUAUACAGGCAGAAUAUAUCUUUUAUGAGUGUCGGGUGGAAGAUAAAAAAAAUAAUUUGUGGAAAGUGAGGACUAUCCCUGGUAAUUAUUCCUGUUCAUGACAUGUUUAACAAGGUCAGGACGGACUUGAAAAAGGAACAUUUAAAAAAAAACAUCAUUCAAGCUCGGACAAAAUGAAAAGAUAGCUUUUCAGUUUUAUAUUUAUUUCAUUCUUUGAUAUUUUAGUGUCGGCUCGCUCGUGAAACAUAAAAAAAAAUAGGCCUGCUCUGAAUUAACUGAACGAGAGAUUAGCUUUUAGGGCGUGAAACUACGAGAAGUAUGUGGGACCUCGCCUACGAAAGCAGGCCGUAUGUAGUUGGGGGAGGACAGUCAAACAUUUUCUAGGCAACAAAAAGUGAAAAAAAACGGGUAUCAGUCUUUGUGAGUUGCAGAGAGUUCUUGAAUGAAGUCCAUGUUUUGCAGCUUUUGAUUUCACCUAUGUUGUCUAUUAUUUAAUUACAGACAACAUUUUAAAAUUACUUCCAAAUGGAUUAAAACAUAUGUUUUAAUGUUUAUACUGGGCUUUCUGAAGAAGCUUGCAAAAUUAAACUCUGUCUAAAAGCUAGAUCUUCAACUAGCUUAUACCAUUCUAACUACAAAACUUACCACUAGCCAAUUUUUGAGGUCCCACCUAACCACAGUUUACUCCUAAAAACACACCUUUAAGAUGGGAGAAUGACCUCAAGGGAGUUAAUUCCGUGCAGCCCUAUUGGUGUUGCGUUAGCAUUUUAUAAUUGUAAUAGAUCAUGUGAUCAUCCACAUGUCCUUGUCACUAUAAAAUGCGCUACACAAAUGUUGUAGUGUUCAUUUGGGGAAAUUAGACUGUUCUGAUCACCUUCUGUUUAACAGAAUGUGGAGACCACUGCCUAACACUGCCCACCUCAAAGAUCCCAUGUGUCUAAGAGUACCCGCAGUUCCUCAUUGUAAUGCUAUGUAAGCUACAUUCUAGUCAGUCUUGAAGUGUGGGUCCAUUGUGGUUUAAUUACCCAAUUCUUCAACAAUCUCAACCACCUACUGUAUGCAAACAAUAUUUUGAAAUAUUCCUAGAGAGCUAUGAAGUGUAGUGAAAUAAUUCGCACAGUUUUGUAUCUUAAAUGGCACGAGCAAUUCAUUUUUAGCAUCUUGAUUUUCAGAAUAAUUGUAUGCAUAAAUUCCACUGAAAAAAGUGCUUUAGUAGUUUUAAAAGGUUGGAAGAUUUACAGUAUGUUUGUUACACAGUUCAUUACAGUUUGCAUAGUAUUACAUACACAUGCAUUCAUGAUUUUUGUAUUGUUUAUUAUAUACACUUGAACUUUUUAGUCUUGUAUAAAAUAAAAUUUAUUUUUG
Messenger RNA from Liolophura sinensis, 5117 nucleotides. RefSeq names its product 2-aminomuconic semialdehyde dehydrogenase-like. Gene Ontology annotation, molecular function: oxidoreductase activity, acting on the aldehyde or oxo group of donors, NAD or NADP as acceptor. The transcript has 10 exons. The record is from RefSeq and is a predicted model, not a curated record. The coding region runs from base 213 to 1691 and encodes 492 amino acids. Lineage: Eukaryota; Metazoa; Mollusca; Polyplacophora; Chitonida; Chitonidae.